This is a messenger RNA of Mauremys reevesii (Reeves's turtle), 2171 nucleotides long. It is a transcript of the gene WDR13, whose product is annotated as WD repeat domain 13. Gene Ontology annotation, cellular component: nucleus. The transcript has 10 exons. Gene Ontology annotation, molecular function: promoter-specific chromatin binding; protein binding. NCBI's taxonomy places the organism in Eukaryota, Metazoa, Chordata, Testudines, Geoemydidae. The record is from RefSeq and is a predicted model, not a curated record. Bases 172 to 1629 code for a protein of 485 amino acids.
AGCCUCAAGGAGCCGGCGACAAGGCGGCCCCUUUGAGGGUGGCCGCCAUGUUGGAGCCGGGGGACAUGGGGGCGGCCAUCUUGAAACGGAGGUAGCAGGAGGCAGCCAUCUAGGAACAACGAGAAGGGGCUCACCCUGGCCAGCUCCCCCGAGGCGCCGGCCGGGACUGGCAUGGCCGCAGUGUGGCAACAGGUGCUGGCAGUGGACGCGAGGUACAACGCAUACCGCACGCCCGGCUCCCCGCAGUUCCGCACCCAGUACAUCCGGCGGCGCAGCCAGCUGCUGCGGGAGAACGCCAAGGCCGGGCACGACCCCGGCGCCCGCAAGCUGUACCUGCGGCUGCGCGCGCAGCUCCUGGCGCAGCGCUACGGGCCCCUCUCCGAGCAGAGCAGCUUCCGCGCCUACAGCAACAGCAUCGUCCGCAGCAGCCGCACCACCCUGGACCGCAUGGAGGACUUUGAGGAUGAUGCCCGAGCGUUGGGGGCCCGUGGCCAUCGCCGCUCCGUCAGCCGCGGCUCCUACCAGCUGCAGGCGCAGAUGAACCGUGCGGCGUACGACGAGCGACCCCCUGGCAGCGUGGUGCCCACGUCGGUGGCGGAGGCCAGCCGGGCCAUGGCCGGGGACACGACGCUGAGCGAGAACUACGCCUUCGCCGGCAUGUACCACGUCUUCGACCAGCACGUCGACGAGGCCGUGCCCAAGGUGCAGUUUGCCAACGACGACAAGCACCUGCUGGCCUGCUGCUCGCUGGACGGCACCAUCUCGGUGUGCCAGCUGGCGCCCGCCCCGCCCGCCGUGCUGCGGGUGCUGCGGGGCCACAGCCGCGGCGUCUCCGACUUCGCCUGGUCCCUCUCCAACGACGUGCUGGUCUCCACCUCGCUGGACGGCACCAUGCGCAUCUGGGCCGCCGGCGAGGGCAAGUGCAUCCGCCAGAUCCCCGACCCCGACGGCGCCGAGCUGCUCUGCUGCGUCUUCCAGCCCAUGAACAACAACCUCACCGUGGUGGGGAACGGGAAGCACAACCUGCACGUGGUGAACAUCUCGACGGGGAAGAAGGUGAAGGGCGGGUCGAGCAAGCUGACGGGCCGGGUGCUGGCGCUCUCCUUCGACGCCCCCGGCCGCCUGCUCUGGGCCGGUGACGACCGCGGCAGCGUCUUCUCCUUCCUCUUCGACAUGGCCACGGGGAAGCUGACCAAGGCCAAGCGGCUGGUGGUGCAGGAGGGCAGCUCCAUCACCAGCAUCUCAGCCCGCUCCUGGGUCAGCCGGGAGGCCCGCGACCCCUCGCUGCUCAUCAACGCCUGCCUCAACAAGCUGCUCCUGUACCGGGUGGUGGACAACGAGGGGACCCUGCAGCUGAAGAGGAGUUUCCAGAUCCAGCAGGGCUCCCACCCCGUGCGCAGCAUCUUCUGCCCCCUCAUGUCCUUCCGCCAGGGGGCCUGCGUGGUGACAGGCAGCGAGGACAUGUGCGUCUACUUCUUCGACGUGGAGCGCGCCAGCCGGGCCAUCGUGAACAAGCUGCAGGGGCACAGCGCCGCCGUGCUGGGCGUCAGCUUCAACUGCGACGAGAGCCUGCUGGCCUCCAGCGACGCCAAGGGCAUGGUCAUCGUCUGGCGCCGCGAGCAGAAAUAGGGCUCCCGGCCCCCCAACCCACCCCCGCCCCCACUCUCCUCUGAGCCGGGCUCCCUGGCCCUGGCGGCUGAGGGGCCUGGCUGCCCCCUGACCCCAUGUAACCCUUUGUGGUCUUUGCCCCCCGUCGUGUCUUCUCCCUGGGGGUGGGGCCCCCCUGUGCUUCACCCGCUUCCUCCCCCUCCUGUGAGCCAGGACGCCUGGGUUCUCUGGCCGGGGUGAGAGCCUCAGGCUGCUGGUGUGACUGGGGCAGGACCCAGAGCUGCUGGCCCCCCUGCUGGCAAGGGGUUACAUUAUUUCCGGGGGGGAAUGUUACAGGGACAGGUUGACCUACAGCCCUGCUUGACGCUGCUGGCUCUGCCCAGAUCUCUGGGGUGGGGGGCUCUGCGUGUGCCCCCCCAGCCAUAGCCGCGGUACACGCAGGCAGAGGCAGCCUCUCGGAGUCAGUUCCCUGGGGCUGCCCUCACUCCCCAGGGGUACGCUGCUGGCAUGUCCCUUUGGGUCACGGCUGCCACGGACGCCUGGGUUCCAUGCCUGGGUCUAAG